GCUCUCGCUCAACACCUCUGAACCCUAACGCCAGCCCCCAAAUCCGUCGACCGCCACCGGCCGCCGCCACGACCAGAUCGGCGUCGGCAUCGGCGCUUGAACAUAUGUGGUGGCGAGCUCCUCCUCAUACGGACCUCCUCUGCGAUCUCUCAGGAAGAGGAGAUGUCGCAAGAGCAAACGGCCAAGCGAGGGUGCCCAGGCGGCCACGCCGUCGCCGUCGCCCUCGCCGGCGACCGGCUAAGCGACCUGCCGGACGGCCUCCUCCACACCAUCAUGUCCUUUCUCCCGGCCCCGCAGGUCGUGCAGACGAGCGUGCUGUCGCGGCGGUGGAGGGACCUCUGGCGCUCUACACCCUGCAUAAGCAUCGAGCAGCCGGACUUCCGGAUUACCGCUGGGAGCCAACGCCACGAGCGGGAGGAGAAAUGGCGCAAGCUCGAGAACUUCACCACCAACUUCCUCUUGUUCCACAACAAUGUUGCGUCCUUGGAUAAGUUCCGGAUAGAUACUGACAGUACUUAUGCUAAUGCACUUCAUGUUCGAGACAUGGAUAGAUGGUUGCGACGUGGCAUCAAAUACUGCCCUCAAGUGCUCGAGAUUCUUGUCUCGCGUCCUCCCAUUCCUUUUCCUCAUAUGGGAGCAAGUUCUUGCCGCCUCAAAAGGCUGCAUCUUCAUGGUUUAUAUCUGGAAAACCAAUUUGCAGAGCUACUCUGUUCCGGGUGCCCUGUCCUAGAAGAUUUGGAGCUCAGGAGCUGUAGCCCAGAUUUUCAAGAAUUUAAGUCGCGUACAUUGAAGAGGCUAGUAAUAGACUGCUGCGACAAUUUCACUGGAGAUCUGGUGGUUAUCACGGUACCUCGUGUUGCUUAUCUCCGACUGGGUAUUUCACCGGGGCGCUAUUCAAAUGGUAUUUUGAUACAUGAGUCGGCUUCUCUCGUCAAAGCAUCGAUUCAUUUACUUUGUCUUGGUGAAACAUUCUCCUUAAAACACCAACGCUGUCUCCUCGGUAACCUAUGCAAUGUGCCGAAUUUAGAGUUGUCGGGUUUCCAGACAAUGGCGAUACUCGUUCAGGAAUCUGCUGAAUUCCCAAUAUUUGCUAACCUGCAAACCUUGUCACUUGAACAAUGUUUCCUUGAUAAAUGCGAUCUCAAUAACAAAUUGGACGCUCUAGGGAGUUUUGUUCAGAAUGCUCCUUGUUUGGAGAAGCUUACUCUGCACUGUUGCAUGUUUGAAGUAGAACCGGAGAAAGAGGGGAGCUUGUGAGGAAAAACAUUAUUCUCCAACGACAGGACCAAAAUACUUUCCGGUGCCUGAAGUUGAAGUUCAUAGAAGUCGUGUACGAGGAGGAUCAUGAUCACCAACUAGUCGAACUUUUGUGGGGAAUCGGGAAGAGGCUACCAGAUGCCAGUAUAAAACUCACCAACUGUUUUUUGGACUAAAAUAUUCCCCAAGCGUUUGGUAACUUCUCCAUGAUUCUCCUUGCAUCCAAGAUUAGACAUCAUGUGUGAACUUUGCACUAGAGCACAUUGAAUGGGGCGCCAGAAGUUGAAUUGUGUGUUCAUUUUGUUACCCUCUUAUGGUUGUCAAAUAUGUUAGCAUGCACACUGAAGAUGCAAUGCUCGAUAAAGUUAAUACUUGGCAAAUUAUAGCACAUUGUUAACAA
Molecule: messenger RNA, 1657 nt
Organism: Lolium rigidum
Lineage: Eukaryota; Viridiplantae; Streptophyta; Magnoliopsida; Poales; Poaceae
Product: MEIOTIC F-BOX protein MOF-like
Exons: 4
Coding region: 163-1257 (364 amino acids)
Molecular function (GO): protein binding
Source: RefSeq, a predicted model, not a curated record